AUGAAUUCUAAUCGAUCUAUCAAAAGUAAUACAAGUAUUGGUGGUCGAACAUCACCAAGUUUUCCAAUAUCAAAAUCGGAUGCGUUAACAAAUCGUUCAUCUUCGCCAUCAUCACUGGUAUCAAAUAGUCGUUCAUUGCUUUUUCGACAACAAGAUCGCGAAAAGAAUGAAUAUCCUUCGAAAACUCUUAGCAAGGAAGACGAUGCAAAGUUCCAUAAAGCCGUUUUUAUACGCUGCGCUGAUACACCUAAAGGAGAUAAGAUAACAAAUCGUGAGAAAUUUGUUCAAGCUCUUAAUUAUGUUGGCUAUGAUUUGCCGAAAACAGCAAUCGAUCAAAUAUGGUCUGAUAAUGAUGAAGAAAUACCACUCAAGAUAUUUCAACAGAUUCUUACUGAAGAGAAACCAAUGGAUGAACGAGGUCUCGAAGAGGCAUUUGAAACACUUUAUAGUAAAGAUCGAAAGCACGAUUUGAGUGCAAUUGAUUUUGACAAGUUUCGUACAGAUCUGUUACAUAAAGGCGACCGUUUUACGGAAGAUGAAUUUAAAAAAAUUCGUUAUCUACUUGGCACCGAGCAUGGAAAAGUUGAUGUUAAAAAGUUAAUAAAAGCCAUUGCAGAAAGUAAAACAUCGUGUCGUCAAAAAGUCUUAAAAGAACAAGAAGAAAAUAUUGAACGCCCAUCGCAACGACACACUUCACCGAAACCAAAUAAUAAAAACUAUAAUAAUUGUAAUGUUCGCGUUAUGAUUGAUUCAUCAUCGAAAAAGCCGUUCAAUCCUCCGAGAAUGGGUUCUUUAAAAAUGAAAGGUGCCUUCUUUUGUGAAUUUUCCGAUUCACCAACCGAUGUACUUUAUUUUUCAAUUGGUUAUACAUUUGAAUUAAAAACACCAGGAUCGAUAUCUAUAAGUCUUGAACCAACUAUUUCACGAUAUCAUAAGGAUUCAUCAUUUAAAAAUCUCGAUGUUCGAAUUCUUGUUUUUAAAAAACAACCGCGUUCAAUAGAACGACGUCUUCUUCACAUGAGUUCUGCACGAUCAGACACUAAAACAUAUUUACAAGUGGACGAAUUGCCAAAAGGUUUAUAUGAAAUUAUUCCUAUUACAUUUGGCGGCUUACUUCGAGCACGAUCACAAGAAAUGAAUGCACGUCUUUCAAUCAAAAAAUUGCGAGAAAUUAAAAAAGGAAAUAAUUUUACGAUGAGCAAAGAUUAUCGUGAUGCACUCGAAUAUACUUUCGAUCUAUUUGAUUUCGAUGAUAACAAACAACUUGAUCGACAGGAAUAUAAUUUAUGGACUAUCAGAACAACAGGAGACGAAAUCACUAAUGAAGAUUGGUCAUCAAUUCAAGCAAGUGUUGGCUUGGAUGUUGAUGAAAAUAUUUCAAAAGAUAAAUUUUUGAAAUUAAAUGACUUUGAAGUACAAGAUCAAGAUACUUCUGAGCAAGAUCUGUGGAUUGGUUUAAAAUCGAUAGGUUUCAACUCUGUUCUUGAACUCGAUAUGAUGUGUCCAUUUAAUUUAACUGUAUAUAACAAUCAGAGUGGCCUAAAAUUGACGCCAACAGCGUUCGUGGAUUUAGCUGAGAUUAAAAAACUUCUUGUGCCAUUUUUACAAAAGAAAGCAAAAACGAUAACGCUGGAAGAUCCAUCUAUUCAUUGUUUUCAUUAUCAAGAUGAUUGUGGUUCGAUACUUUUUGUAGAAAACCAGAGUGUAUCCAAUGUACGAUUAUCUAUUGAUGUGAAAAAUGCUGCUAAUGCUUCCUUAAAUUUAUCGACGGAUGCACGCAAACCCACCGUAAUCAGUGUUCGACGUGAUACUAAUCAGAUUAUUUGGUUUGCACAUAAAUUAGAUAGCCAAAGAGAGAUGGAACUAGACGCAAUUGUUCAAAUCGAAUGA
Messenger RNA from Rotaria socialis, 1890 nucleotides. The record is from the annotation of a GenBank genome assembly. Lineage: Eukaryota; Metazoa; Rotifera; Eurotatoria; Philodinida; Philodinidae.